This is a messenger RNA of Lathyrus sativus (Indian pea), 399 nucleotides long. Lineage: Eukaryota; Viridiplantae; Streptophyta; Magnoliopsida; Fabales; Fabaceae. The record is from the annotation of a GenBank genome assembly.
AUGGAUCCUAAUCAUUUUCAUUAUCAACAAGCUAUGUUCAAUUUCAUGCAAAAUUAUCAAAAUUCUAAUUCUCAAAAUUCUCAAAUUCCAUCAGUACCACCAAACUCAGCCAUGUUUUUUCCGUCACCAAACAAUCCAAAUAUGUAUCAAAAUCCUAAUCCUCAAAAUUCUCAAGUUCCACUGUUUUCUACUCAAGUUGGUGUUGAAAAAGAAGAAAGGGUUCUCGUUAAAAAAAAUCUCGAGAGCAAUUUACAAGGGAGGAGGAUAUAUGUCUUAUCCAAUCAUGGCUCAAUGUUUCAAAGGAUCCAAUUGUGGGAGUUGAUCAAAAAGCUUAGACUUUUUGGCAUAGAAUCGCUGCAAAUUAUAACCAGUAUCGCGGGCAAUUGCGAGAAAAGUUAA